Messenger RNA from Rubroshorea leprosula, 552 nucleotides. The record is from the annotation of a GenBank genome assembly. Lineage: Eukaryota; Viridiplantae; Streptophyta; Magnoliopsida; Malvales; Dipterocarpaceae.
UGUAUAACAAUAUAAAAAAAUGACUGUAAAACCUACUAUCACAGUUGAUAAUUAUAUCUAUUUUACCAUCUAACCCAACGCAAGAGGUUAGAGGACAUGGUGAUGAUCUAGUAAGGUACAUAUGGAUGAAAACAGUUGCAUGACCAUUACAUUACCUAAAUCAUCAAGCCUCAUCUUAGGUGUCCUCCCAUAUUCAGUUGCAUCAUAUUCCAACUUCCUCAUCUUAGGUGUCCUCCCAUAUUCAGUUGCAUCAAAGCCCGUCCUAACCUUUUUCGUGUCGUCUGCAGAACAUGGUCCGUCUUCUUUGUUUCAGGCUCAAGGAUCCAGCCACCCUCAUGGUCAAAUAUUGCCAAUAAGCCUAAGAAUCUAAUAACAUUAUAAUAAUGAAGAUUCUAUCCAAAUUAAUGCACCGGAGGAUUUGUCUUGAACUGCACGUCCAGUAAGAAAGAAAGAAAUCAACUUGAUCCUUAAUCGAAGAAAUUAUAUACGUUAAGAUUCAUGAACUUAAUAGACUAGUAUGAGGUCGAAUUUCCAUAAAAAAAAAGUAUGAGG